This is a messenger RNA of Leptopilina boulardi, 3522 nucleotides long. RefSeq names its product uridine phosphorylase 1. Lineage: Eukaryota; Metazoa; Arthropoda; Insecta; Hymenoptera; Figitidae. Gene Ontology annotation, molecular function: uridine phosphorylase activity. The transcript is spliced from 6 exons. Gene Ontology annotation, cellular component: cytosol; cytoplasm. Bases 416 to 1543 code for a protein of 375 amino acids. Gene Ontology annotation, biological process: nucleotide catabolic process; uridine catabolic process. The record is from RefSeq and is a predicted model, not a curated record.
CGAAAAUGUGGUAGUAAGCUGGCAAACCGUGAACUGGUAAGUUGGUGGGACGAAAGCUUAUAAAAGGUUUUACUCCUAACAACCCAAGUUUAUUACAAGACAGUUAUUCAACUUUAUAAUACACCAAAAAAAAUUAUAAUCCAAUCAAUCGCAAAAGUUUAUUUUAAACACGCGAAUUAUUCUCAAUUUAAAUUAUUUAUUGUGCGUGUUAAAUAAUUUUGUUCAUUGUGUGUACCAUAUUAUAUUUAUAUGACAUCAUAUACAUAUAUAUUGUGUUUGUGAAUUUAAAUAGUAAAUAAUAAUUAAAAUUGGAUCCAGUUAAUUAUAGUUUUGUAAAAUUAUUAAAUAUUUUUGUUAAAUAUUUGUUUUAAAAAAAUUUCUAUAAAUUUUGUCUAUAAUAUUGACAUUUAAUAAAAUGCCGGAAUGUACAUGUGAUUAUAAGAGAGUUGAAGGUGAAGACAAUCACGAGUGUCAGUUAAAACUUCCAAUGGAAAAGGUCCUUGAACACAAAAUAAACAAGGAACGUCCCAUUGAUGAACAAAAUCCACUUAGAUAUCGAGAUGGAUCUGUCAGACUCAGAAAUCCAAAUAUUGAACUCAUGGAUCAAGAUAUCCUUUAUCAUUUGGCUCUUGGAAGUGGAUCCCAUGACCUAGUAGAAAUGUUCGGAGAUGUAAAGUUUGUGUGCAUGGGAGGAACUCCCAAGCGAAUGGAGCAGUUUGCUUUCUUCAUCAUGGAAGAAAUAGGUCACAAACUUCCUGCAGGAACGACAUUGCUCGACAUCAGCCAGUAUUCUUAUCGUUAUUCAAUGUACAAAGUCGGUCCUGUACUUUCCAUUAGUCAUGGAAUGGGUAUUCCAUCGGUUGGAAUUCUUCUACAUGAAAUUAUUAAAUUGAUGUAUCACGCAAGAGUCAAGGAUCCUGUUUUCUUUCGACUUGGAACAUGCGGUGGAAUCGGCUUAGAACCAGGAACUGUCGUUGUCUCAGAAGAAGUUGUCGAUGGAAUGAUGAAUCCAUAUCUUGAAUGUCCAAUUUUAGGGAAAUUAGUUCGUAGACCAGCGAAAUUGGAUCGACAAUUGGCACGUGAAUUGAAAGCUCUCGCUCAUCAUGAUGAUCCUUACGACACUGUAGUUGGAAAAACAAUGUGCUGCAGUGAUUUUUACGAGGGACAAGGACGUUUGGAUGGUGCAUUCUGUGAUUUUUCAGAAACAGAAAAAAUGGAAUAUCUCACUCACGUUCACAGUAACAAUGUUUUAAAUAUUGAGAUGGAAAGUCUUGCCUUUGCUGCACUCACACAUCACGCUGGAAUUAAAUCAGCAGUUGUUUGUGUUACAAUGUUGGAUCGACUUAAAGGCGAUCAGGUAAAUUCUCCAAAGGAGGUUUUGGACGAAUUGCAAAAACGACCUCAAACACUAAUCGCUCGAUAUAUAACAAGGCAUUUACAACGAAAAGGUCGUUUCACGUCCUUAGACGGUCAUGGUUCCAUGUGUGUAAAAAGCCCACGACGAUUUAAACUCGUUCAACAGGAAUCUGAAAACUAUGAUUAAACAAAAAGUUCAGAAACCUUGUACAUAAUAAGGUUUCUCUUUCUAUUUACACGUAAAGUAAACUAAAAAAAAAAGGAAAACCUUUUUGUUCUUUAGAACAAUUUAUCAAAAAAUUUAACUAAAAUAGUCCGCUUAUAUUCAUUUCAGAGAAAAGGAAAUUCCCAUCUAUCAGAAAUUCUACCAAAUUUUAAACGAAAUAAUUUAUUCUUAUAAUACUAAAAAAAAAAAGAAAAUUCCUCUUUCUCUAUAAAUUACAAUUUUCUCAUAAUUUUUAAUUUUCUCUUUUUUUGAUAAAAGUUUAGAAAAACUUGUUUUAAAGUUAAAAAAAGGUUUUUUUCAUUUAAUAAGAGCUCUCUUCUUUCUUUUUAAAUCAAUUUUUAAUUUAUUUUAGCAAUUUUUCUAUUCACGUUCCAUAUACAUAUAUUAUGCAUUAUUUAGAAAAAUGACGAAUAUUUUUAAAUAUAUAUAUAUAAAAAUAGUUGCAAAUAGAAUUUAGCAUGAAUUACAAAGGAAUCUUAGAAGAAGAAAAAUUAGAAUCCUAUACUUUUGAAAAAUGGUAAAAUAACUUUUUUUGCCAAUUUUUUCCAGUAAAGAAAAGAAAAGAAACUAUCAGUAUUGAAUUUUAUGUACUUUUUACAGUUCUUGUUCGUUAUAACAAUUUACAAUGACAAAAAAAAAAAAAAAAAACCACCUGGAAGUGAUUGUAGACGAAUAGAUAUAAACAUAUAUUAUUCCUGUUAAAGAAAAAAAAGGAAGGAGAUGGAAAAAAAAAAUUGUUAUUCUUCUUGUGCAUGAUUUUAAAAUUUCGUGCUCAUAUUACGCGAUGAUCAAGUACAAAAAAAAAGUUAUCCAGAAUUUCUGAACAUACUUUUUGAGAUUGUAGAAAGAAGGAAAAAAAAUUAUAAAAAAAAGAGUUCAGAAUGCAAACAAGACCACUCUUGGCUACAUAUCCAAAUUAUUGUAUUUUGUAAAACGCUCAAACAAAAAAAAAAAUUCAUUAAUAAUCGAAUCUUAAGGAAAAAUUUUUGAAAAAUCGUAAAUUUUACAGAAAUUCUCGAUUAUUUAUUAAUUAAAUAUCCAUUUUGAUAAUAUUUUUGAAUGUUCCGAGAUGAAAAUUUAAUUUUUAAUUAUUAAUUAUUAUUAUUUUUAUUUUUUAAUUUUUUUUUAAUUCAAUGUGAAUUGAAUUGAUUUAAAAUUUACAUUUAAAACCAACUUGUUAAAAGAAAUUAUAAUUCUUUUUUGUUCCCUUAAUUAUUUCUUUAUGAAUACACGACGAUUGAAAGAACAAAAAAAAAAAAAAAUAGUUGUAGAAAAAAAAAAAAAUUAAAUAUCUAUGAAAAGUUCCUUAAUCAUACAUUCCGUGUAAUUUUUAUGAAAGAAAUAUGUGUUGUUUUAAUCUUUGUCGUGCAUGUGAGAUAUUUAAUGAACAAAACAUUGUGAAAAGCAUAUUUAAAGAGGUAUUUUAAUCAUUUAAUAUAAGUAUGUGUAUAUGUGUGAUUUAUAUGAGUCUCAAAAAUAAAAAAAAAGAAAUAAAAGUAAACCUCAUUUUUAAAAAAAUUUAACCGGGUUUUUUUUUUUCAUUUUUGUUAAUGAUAAUUUAAUUGAAAAAAAGGGAAUUUUUUUCAAGAUUUAACUAAAUAAAAUAAAAUUUAAAUGUUUGAAUGAAAUAUUAGUUUAUUGAUAUAAAAUUUGUAAUUUAUUCCCAAUAUUUCGAAAUUUAAUUACUUUAAUUGUGAGUUUAAGAAAAAAUUCAUUUUAUCAUUUUUAAAUGUCAAUGUUAAUUGAGAUAGAAUACUUUUUAUAUACGACUUCCUUAUUGUAUGGUUGUUAAAGAGACUAUUUAAAGAAGAAAAAAACUAUUAUAAACACUGCGUAGUAAUCAGAGCGUACAGUUUCUGAAAUAAAAACAAAAUACAUAAAUAUAAAUUUUAAAAAAUCCUCUUCAUUCUAUCUCUCUCUCUCUCUCUCUCUCUCUCUUU